AUGAAUAACUCCUUAUACUCAAACCUCUACCAUGUGCUCAACUUGAGGCAUGAGUACCCGCGUGAUGAGCUGCAGAGUGAUAUAGUUCCAUGGUUGCUAUGGCGCCUAUGGAAAUGCCGAAAUGAGUUUCUAUUUAAGGGGAGAGAAUAUGAGGCAAGGAGUGUCUUGAGAAAAGUGCAGGAGGAUGUGGAAGAAUGGAGGGAGAGGAAAAAGGAAGAAGCAAGUGAGGCAGAGAGAGUAGGGGCAAGAAUACCCACAACCGCAAACCAACGUUGUGUUUGGAAACCUCCACCCGCCAACUGGCUGAAAUGCAACAGCGAUGGAGCAUGGAACCACAAUAGAGUUAACAGUGGGUUGGGGUGGGUCUUAAGAAAUGAAAAGGGUAAUGUGUUGUGGGCUGGGGCAAAAGCGGUGACAAGAGCAGUCUCCACCAUCGUCACAGAAGCGGAAGCUCUUAAAUGGGCAGUACAGAACAUAGUUUCUCUUGGCUACAAGUAUGUUAUUUUUGAAUCAGAUUCCCAAACUUUAGUGAGGAUGAUAAGUGGCCAAGAGGAAGUGUGGCCGAUACUGCAGCCUAUAGUGGAGGAGACUCGCAGAUUAUUGUCACAAGUUCAGUUCUUUCAGGUGUGUUUUUACCCAAGAGGAGGGAAUAAGGUUGCAGACAGGAUAGCAAAGGAGACUUACACUUUUGUGUCUAUUGUCCCUAAGUUAUAUUCUGUUGUGCCUAUCUGGUUGAAAUUUCAGGUUAUGUCUGAUAAAACAAUGUAUGAAAACAGUGGUGGUGAAUGA
Brassica rapa (field mustard) is the source of this 789-nucleotide messenger RNA. RefSeq lists its product as uncharacterized. Gene Ontology annotation, molecular function: nucleic acid binding; RNA-DNA hybrid ribonuclease activity. Lineage: Eukaryota; Viridiplantae; Streptophyta; Magnoliopsida; Brassicales; Brassicaceae. The record is from RefSeq and is a predicted model, not a curated record.